CAUUCAGACCAGACACUGAGAGAUCAGAGACGGGUGAACUGCUAAAUUCAGCAAAAUCCUAUUUCAUCGCAGUUUUCAACCAAAACAGAGUAAACCAAAGAGCCACAAGGAGGAUCCAAAGGACAAAUCUGAAUAAUAUUCAAGAAAUAUCAAAACAGGACUUCCUGCUUUUGAAAAGAUGUCUGAGAAUCUACAAAAGGAUCUACAAUUUAUCCUGUGUGACAUGUGCACAGAGGAGGACAGGAAACCGGCAAGGAAGACCUGCAUGAAGUGUGAGAUCUCCAUGUGCGUCCAGCAUCUCCAGGCCCACCUGACCACUCCUGUGUUACUGCAAACUCAUCCUCUGACUGAGCCUAUGGCUUUAUGUGGGACCACUAAAUGCCCCCAGCACGGCAAACUCCUGGAGUACUACUGCCUGGACGACAUGACCUGUGUGUGCGUCUCCUGCGCCAUUGAAGACCAGCACCGCCUACACAAUAUGAAGACCUUCUCCACAGCCCACAAAGAGCUGACGGAGGAGCUCAACGCUGAGCAGCAGGCCUUACUGGGGAAAACUGAGGACGUCGGUCUGGAAAAGUGGGAGAAGAGCGAGCGAGAGAAGCUGGGUCGCUCCAGCGUGUUCCUCAUCGAGGCUGUGACGAGCCUGCGUGACAUCGCCCUGAACAGCGUCCAGAGCUCAGUGUCUGCCCGUAUGGCGUCGAUCAAAACCAGCAGGAGCCGCAUGCAGGCAGCGCAGCAGGAGAAGGACACCUUCAGAUUCCUGCAGAUGUAUUCCCAGGUGCAUCAGGAUGUGGAGAAGGCCAAGGCUGUGGAUCUGAGGAAAGGGUUGGAGCCUGGCAGUGACCAGGACAAACUGCUUCAGGAGAUAAGACAGAAUGGUGAAAAAAUGGUGAAGCAAGCGGGCCACUUCUGGGAAUCGCUGUUGUCUCUGGUUGACCCAGAGAACCACCAGGAGCUCAUUGCUACUAGUUCAGACCUGGUCUUUAACCCACAGAUUUUCGGCCUUGGCAUGUCACUGUCCAAAGACAGAAAGAAGGUCUUCCACAGCAGUGGGCUGGAGCAAUGUUCUGCCGUUCUUCUAAUCCGUAAUAUCCAGAAAGUUCCUAACUUUCAGAGGUGGAUGGUCAGGUUUUCCAAAGACUUUGACUGGACCGUCGGUUUAUGUGACAAACAUUCUACAAAUAACUUGAUGGAUGGAUAUGUAUAUGGUCUGUGCUGCACAGAUAACCAGCUCCGCUCUCUCACAAAAGAGUAUAAGCGUCCUGUUGCACCAGGUAGAUUGGGUUUUCCGACGCCCAGACAUGUCAUGACCGGACCAGAGAAACAGAGUUACACUGUGUUGAUCACACGUCAGGGAAAAAAUGGAGAUGAGGCCGUACCACGACCUGAAGUGGUGGAGGUGUUUUGGAACUUUGAGUCUUCCUCGCUGUCCUUCCUCAGCAGAAUCGGAAAGCACCAGAAGGAAGAAAUACUCACAAUUAAGAUGAGCCUCAACAACUUGGACCUGGUCCCCUUUGUUCAAGUGGCAACGAAAACUGUCUCAUUUUCCCACCAGCAGACAUUAAAGUGCACCUGUGGGAAGCCUCGCAGCAGACCAGGGGCCAGGGGCACAUUGUUUGGUGCUGGGCUUCACCACGACUCUCAAUGUUCCUGUGGAGCAACAGACAUAUGCACCACAGAGGAAGUUUGUGAACUUCUGUAAUGGGUGGGACACUGAUGAUCAUUAUACAAAUCUAAGAAGUGCAUGGCUACAAAUAUAUACAAUGAUAAAGUCUCUUUGGUCGAGUAUAAAUCUCGUUGAUUAUUAAGUUGCUGUCAAAUCAAUAUGUAGUGCUUCUAGUGCAGAUAUCAGUAAUCAACCAGUGCUGUGAUUUUUAUUGUACAAAAUACACAUCAUACACUUAAAGCACAUGUAAUCAUGUUCUAUUUAACCUCAUUUUCUCCUCAUUUAUUUGCUCCGUAUGUGUUGUUUAACGAGCCUCUGUGUGGCAUGUCUUAAUAGUACCUGAUUAUGUACAAGGAUGUCCUGAAUUAUGUUACUACUUAUAUUAAUAUUCUCUCUUCUUUUAUUGUUUCUGUAACCUUUGUAAAGGGUAAAUAAUGCAUAAACUUAUAUUCUGUCUUUAGGGUGACUUUGAAACAUCUGUCUAGGGACUACAGAUGUAAAAUAGCCUCUUGGCUAACUCUGGCGCAUUUACAGAAAUGUUUUAUUAAUGUGCACUGUCCCUACCAAAUAAACCAAUAAAAAGAU
Messenger RNA from Anoplopoma fimbria (sablefish), 2251 nucleotides. RefSeq names its product tripartite motif-containing protein 16. The record is from RefSeq and is a predicted model, not a curated record. The transcript has a single exon. NCBI's taxonomy places the organism in Eukaryota, Metazoa, Chordata, Actinopteri, Perciformes, Anoplopomatidae. The coding region runs from base 179 to 1702 and encodes 507 amino acids. Gene Ontology annotation, molecular function: zinc ion binding.